Girardinichthys multiradiatus is the source of this 2933-nucleotide messenger RNA. Its product is annotated as germ cell-specific gene 1-like protein. Gene Ontology annotation, cellular component: plasma membrane. The coding region runs from base 1795 to 2895 and encodes 366 amino acids. Lineage: Eukaryota; Metazoa; Chordata; Actinopteri; Cyprinodontiformes; Goodeidae. The transcript is spliced from 5 exons. The record is from RefSeq and is a predicted model, not a curated record.
GUGUGUGUGAUUGAGGGAUAUGCUCCCGCUCAUGUUGGAGCGCUUCAUAAAGAGUGGCAGUCGGACACCCCCGUAGAGGUCACUGUGACAGCCACAAUCCUCUGUCAGUCUACAUAGCUGCUGAAGAGCGAAGUGAAAGUGGGAGAGGGGACUCCAGCAGCAGCAGGGUCCCAUUUUUCUCACAUCUUUUACUCUUCUCUCAGAGAGGAGGCCGAGGAAAGACAUAUAAAGAAAGAGACUAAAGGAGGUAAGAAUGAUUUCUUUGUCUCGACGCACCGUUUGACUUGGAGCGCUCAGACGUAUUGCAUCCGUCUCUUGGAGGGUUGCCAUGGUGAUGGCAGAUUUCCUCUCCAGUUAAUACAUCUUUAUCCUACCAAUUAUCAGUAAUGUGUGAAUUUCUGUCAGUCUUUAAAAGUUAUUAGUGAAUGCUUCACAACCCUUCACUACUUCACUGUAUUUCACUGGGAUUUUACGAGAUAGACCAGCACAACUGGGAAGUGGAUAUAAAAUACAUUGUUUUAAAGUUUUUUUAUGAGUAAAAGAAAAUCUCAAAUCUUGUUCAGCCCCCUUGAGUCAUUUUUUUGUAGAAUUGUGUUUCAAAGCUAUUGUAGCUUCAAGUCUUUUGGGUUUGUCUACCACCUUUUCUUUAUUCAUUUCUUUCUUUUGUUGAUCUUUCUUCAUUGAAAAAUAGCUCAAGUUCAGUUUGGAUAAGGGGCAUCAGUGAAUAUCAAUAUUCAACUCCUGCCACAGAUUCUCAUUUGGAGAAGGCAGGACUUUGACUGAACCAUUCAGACACAUAAACAUGCUUUGAUUCAAAUCAAUGGCGUCAAAAGAGCUGAAUUAAAAGUACUCACGGGUCGCACAUUUUAUCUGUUUUUCUUUUUUUUAAUGUAGAAAAUAAUUAGUCUAUGCUCAACAGCUAGAAUGGGAUAUAGCAGGACAACCGUUAUUUAACCAUUCCAUUGUAGCCCUGGUUGUAUGAUUAAGAUCAUCCUCUUGCUGAAAGGAGAACCUCCUCUAACAGGGUUUCUUCCUGGAAAGCCCUGUAUUUAGCUCCACCCAUCUCUCCAAUAACUGUGAGCACAUUCCCUGUCCCUGCUAAAGAAAGGUAUCCCCACAACAUGAUGCUCCCACCACCAUGUUUCACCAUAGGGAUCGUUUUAAUUUGUUACUGUCACAAAAUAAGAAUAAAAACAACUGAAAACCACUUUCUUCACAAUUAUGUGGCAUGGCAUCGAUCAGCACAAGUUUUCAGCUGGUGUGUUCAGGGUCGUGUGCUGUGGUAUUUUUUUUGAAUGCACAGUAUUUGUCUUUUAGACCAAAAAUGUCUGUUUUGUUUCAUCAUAAUCUUCCUCAUGUUAGCUGUAUCUACUGUAUGGUCUGUAGCGGACCCAAGUAUUGUUUUAUAACCUAAACUUCUGCUCAACUUUCUGCUUAUACUGAGGAUAAAUUAAACAUAGUUUUAUUGUGUUUACUAAUCAGGCGACUUCAGAAGGCAGUGGAUUUCAGAGUAAAGGGGGCUGAAAGCAAACGAAUGCCACAAUUUUCAGAAACCAUGUAUCAUUCUUCCCCUACAGAAAUAUGCACUAGUUUGUGUUGGUUUGUUUACAUAAAAUCACAAUAACAUACACUGAUGUUUGUGGUUGUAAUGAGACAAAAGGUAAAAAAAGGUUAGUUAGUAUAAUUACACUAAAUCCACAUGUUCUACUCAUCUGUUGCCUCUCAUUUGAGUAAAAAGUAUCACAUAUUUUCAUUUCAUCUUCUUUUUCCCUUUGCCAGCCUGCUCCUCCCACGAUGGCCUUCCUGAAGAGAGUUCGAUCCCCUUCCCUCUCCUUCUUCCAGACAGUCGUGUCCCUCCUCCUGAGUACGGUAGCCCUCACGUCCUCCUUCUGGUGCACAGGCAAGCAGAAGGUGCCCAAGCCACUGUGCACAGACACCAAGCUCACCCGGUGCAUCCCUGUGCCCGGUGUGUCCAACACCUCCAACAUCCAGUUCUUUUGGGAGACGGGGGAUGACCGCUUCGUCUUCCCUACCUUUCACACGGGCCUGUUCAUCAUUUGCGAGGAAAACAUCUAUGUGGAUGAAUGGGAAGAGAAGUGUCGAGGGUUUUACAGUUUGACUCCUGAAUCAGAAGAAGCAAUGAUCUGGCUGUGUCUUUCGUUGGAGUUUAUGUAUAUCGGUCUGCUCCUGGUCAGCUGCCUGCUGCUGUCCGUGCAGCUUUGCAUCAGGGCCUGGUUUCCCUCCACGCUGCGCUGGGGCCAGAUGCUCAAUGCCUUUGCAGCUGUCUUCACAGUCCUGGGAGGCCUGCUGGGGAUGGUGGGUCACAUGAUGUUCAUGCAGGUGUUUCAGACCACAGUUUCAAUGGGACCAGAAGAUUUUAAACCUCACAGCUACGGCUACUCCUGGGCAUUCUAUGUGGUUUGGCUAGCCUUCACUGUGUGCAUGGCGGCAGGCGUCUCAACCCUGAACAACUACACCAAGAAGUUCCUGAUGGUGGGACCCAGGAGUUCCUCUAGCCUCAACCCCUGCAGCUUUAACUUUGUGGGACUUCUGCCACCAGCUCCCUACUACACCCCCCCAAACCUGCCCGUUACCCUGUCUGCCCCACUGUCUGCCCCUCUGCCUGCCCCAAUGAUCUCCCACCUGUCUCCCUACUACGAGCCUCCAUCAGCUGCCUUGCCUCUCACUUCUCCAAAGCUCACGCACUCCCACUCUCUCCCCCUCACUCACUCAGACUCCUUCCCUCUUCCACCGUUCCACCCUGCACCUGCGUCCCCCUUCCACCGCCUCUCCCUGCCCUCGCCGUCUCUCUCACCCUCCAUCUCUGUUCACAUGAUGCUCCCAGGACACAAAGAGAAUCCCUUGGAUCGGGACGAGGAUUACAGCCCACUUUGAACUCCUACUGGUGCAUCUUAAUAAAUUAGAAUAUCACC